AUGAAGCACUCUUUAACUAAGGAGCAGGUGUCAAGAUAUAGCAGACAAUUGCUUUUGGAGGAUUUUGGAGUAGAAGGUCAAGAACUUGUUUGCUCUGUCAAGGUUCUUGUGGUUGGAGCCGGUGGAUUAGGCUGUCCUGUCGCCAUGUAUCUCGCUGGAGCCGGAGUACACACGAUCGGCAUUGUCGAUUAUGAUGAAGUUGCUGUAGACAAUCUUCAUAGACAAAUAGCACACAAAGAAAAGUUGGUUGGAGUUGCAAAAGUGAAUUCAUUGCAACAGUCUAUACUUGAGCUCAACAGCUCCCUCAAUGUUAUCACGCAUAACAUUUUGCUCGAUAAAAAUUGUGCAUUGGAUGUAGUAAAACCAUACGACAUUGUGGUGGAUUGCUCAGAUAAUCCCGCAACAAGGUAUCUCAUAAACGAUGCUUGCGUUCUUCUCGAUAAACCUUUAGUUAGUGGAAGUGCAUUAAGAUGGGAAGGACAGUUGACUGUUUAUAACUAUAUUGAUAGUGCUGGAAAGGUAAGUCUUCACGUUGCUUUAUCUUGAUA
Cylicostephanus goldi is the source of this 548-nucleotide messenger RNA. NCBI's taxonomy places the organism in Eukaryota, Metazoa, Nematoda, Chromadorea, Rhabditida, Strongylidae. The record is from the annotation of a GenBank genome assembly.